UUUUCACUGAACGCAGCACCAGAAAGCCAUUUUCGGUAGCUAAGCCUUCCUUUGUGUGAACAGGCUCCAGUAUUACCAAUUCCAAUCUCUGCCAUGUUCCACUUUCUGGUGCCAGGAGUCAAGAAUUCUGCCAACUCGAUUUCCCCAUUUAUUUACCAAUAUAUGUUCAUUUAUUAGAUGAAAAUAGGUUUCAUCAUCAGAAAAACUCUUUAAGCCAUGUCUGAAGUGAAUGGAGCUGGCCUCAGGCCCCUGCACAGCUGGGUGUCCAGGAGCACAGUGCACAGAGAAAACCAGUUGCAGGAAUCACAGUGCGAAUCCCAGAGGUCAGACCGCCAGCAAUCAUAAUUGUGAUACACAAGGAAAUACCUCUUUGUCAGCAACUGACCACAAGUACAUUCAGCUCAGGUAAGAGGGGAUCCUGCUCCUGUUUGAGGAUGAACACUCCAUGGAUUUAAGCCUAGCCCAGCUCCUAUAAGAAUCUCUUUGGAAGAAGAUAGCGGCACCGUCUUCUGUAAUGGAGACCUCGCACUGCAUCAGGCAUGGGACAAACCCUUAUGCCACAGUCAGCAGACUCAUAUUCCUUAUGUAUUUAUUUGGAGGGGUGUUCUUCUGCGCUGGAUUCCUUUUAUCGGUCUAUGUGUUUCAGGCCUGCAAAGUUGGUGUCCAGGACUACUGCACCACCACUUUUAAAGUCUUGGGACCUUCAGUGGCCGUGUUAGGACUGGCAUCUGUUGUAUUGGCAAAAUCUAGAUCAAGGAUGGAAGCCACUAGACGGCCAUUACCGGAUGGAAUAACUGAUCCGGAUCACUUAUUUCUCUUUGGAGAAAGCAGACAGUUUUUUCAAUGUUUAAUAUUUGGAGUUUUGAUGGUGACUUGUGGGGUACUUGUCAGCAUUUUAGGUGCCUGGAUACCUGGUUGUAAAGAAUCUUUCCCUGAUCAAAACAUUACUGGCUCCAGCACAAACAGAACCUGUGGACUCCUGUCUCUGCAGAUAUUGGGGCCCGUGAUUAUUCUCAUUGGAUUGGGUUUUUUUGUGAUGGGACAUUUUAAGAAAAAGCGUCAUCGUCUAAAUCAUGAGGAUCCGGUCAAUGAUGAGGAGCAGCCCCAGGCACCACGAGAUGGCCAAUUUCACGUUACUGUUGGUGAUACUGUUAUAAUAUUCCCAUCACCGCCACCUCCUUAUUUUGAGGAUCCUUUAUCACAAGUAGCUGGUUCAGUUGGGCCAACCAGGGAUGGUAAUCCACCCUCCUACAACAGUAUUUUUAACAUGAGGGGGCAAAAUGAUGGAAGCAAUAUUGCAGACCAAGAAUGUACAGUAUACACCAUUCCAUUGCCAAGUUACUCCAAUGAAUGUUAUUCCAAUGUGUAUUUUGCAUCAGACCCUCCACCAAAAUAUGAAGAAAAAGAAUCUGCUUUACCUGAACCCUCUACGUCAUCACCCAAUACUCCAAGAGACUCAGCAGAAUCUCCAUCCAAUCCUGUAUCCGAAAACAACUAGGAUGAAAUGGAAAAUGUUUGACGAGAAAAAUAACUAUUAUGUAAAAAAAAAACAACUGACAUCCUGGCAGAUGUCACAUCCACUUCAGUGGGGAACUGCCUUGGGGGAUGUAGUCAGACAAACUUUACAUAAAGCCAAAUGCUCCUAUUGAUCUAUGAAACCUUUUCACACCUCAUGACUACCGGCGCAUUACAGCUCCAUGCAAAUUGUACAGACAGCGAUCUAUGGGUGUGACAGAUAAAGAUUGGACCUUGUUCCAUUGUAUGCUAUACUACAGAGCAAUUAUUAUUUUCACUUAAAUAAUUGCUUCUAAAGGAAAAUAAGUCCAUUAUAUGGCACCAUGUUACAGCACAUGGAGUGCAUACAAGCUCAAUGGGAACUCUAUAUGUCACCAUGAAGCCCAAGUUCACAUGCCCUUUCCCAGGCAAACUUAGGACUACUUAAGGAAAAGUGACUACAUUGUAUUAAAGGGGUAUUCCCCUUUAUACAUCUUGUCCCCUAUCCAAAGGAUAGGGGAUAAGAUGUGUGAUCGGAGGGGUCCCACUGCUGGGGAGCUGCUGUGCAGCCCCCUACAUUCUGUGCUGGGCACGGUGUCCUAGACGGGGAUGUGAUGUCAAGGCCACGCCCCCUAGUUACACCACGCCCCCUCCCAUAGACAUGAAUGGAGGGGCGUGGCAUGACGUCACUGGGGCCGUGGCAGGGGGCUGCACCGAGAUCGGGGAUAAGAUGUAUAAAGCUGGAUAUUUGGAUAGGGGAUAAGAUGUAUAAAGCCAGAAUACUCCAUUAGACCUAGAGCCUGAAGGGGCAAUAUUCAUUAAAAGGUUUGUCUGGGAAGCAGAAAAGGUGUCUUCUCUUCUGCUUCCCGACGCCUUAUUUCACUCAGACAAGAGGGGGCGUGUGUAAGUGGCCAUAAUAAGUGAUGUUGCGAUGAGAUCGUCCAGCCAUUAGACCGCGAAUGGCUGUGGUUUUACUUGUACAUGUUGAUAGCAACUGGCACCCACCUCCCCUCUUGUCAUGCAGAGGGCAGAAGUGAGGGAGAACAGACUUUUUCUGUCCCCUGACAAACCCUUUAUAUAUGUCUGUACUGUUUGUCCCUACUCAGUUUUUUCUUGACACUACUUUUUAUAGGCAAACUUGGCUGUCUUCUUCUGAAAACAAUACCACACCUGCCCACAGGUUAUGUGGGUGUUACUGCAUCUCAGGCCAGCUUGACCCAUUGACAGAUGCGGUGCUGUUUCUGGAACAAUGUAGCCAUGUUUUUCUAAUCCUGGGCAAAGACCAUUAGUUUUAUCCACAUUGUCUUGUGUGUUCUUUUAUGUCCAGUAUCUGGACAACGUUCUUAUGGCAGAAAGUAAAUUUAUUAAAAGCUUAGAGUUAAAGGGGUACUCCGGUGGAAUACUUUUUUAUUUUUUUUAUUUUUUUCCUUUACCCUUCCAGUACUUAUUAGCAGCUAUAUGCUACAGAGUAAAUUCUUUACUUUUUGAAUUUCUUUUUUGUCUUGUCCACAGUGUGCUCUCUACUGACACCUGAUGCCUGUAUCAGAAACUGUCCAGAGCAGGAGAAAAUCCCCAUAGCAAAUAUAUGCUCCUCU
This is a messenger RNA of Hyla sarda, 3089 nucleotides long. RefSeq names its product transmembrane protein 171 (gene TMEM171). The transcript has 6 exons. The coding region runs from base 515 to 1498 and encodes 327 amino acids. Lineage: Eukaryota; Metazoa; Chordata; Amphibia; Anura; Hylidae. The record is from RefSeq and is a predicted model, not a curated record.